AUGGUGAUGGAUUUUGUAUACAUGUGGUGGCAUAUCGGGCUGCUCCUGGAUGAUCCCGAUCCCGACAUGCGAAAUAAAGGCUUCAGGGAAGCGAUUUGCUUCAAUGUCGUGAGCGUGCUUCUAAUUACAUGCUAUUUGAGGUGCAUCCUGGUACACCCUGGAGCGAUCCCUACGAAGGAGGAGGACCCGUCGUGGGAAUUCAUCCCUCGUGACUCCGCUGGGCAUGGAGACACUUCCGCUGGGAUUAGUUUGCAGGAAUCGAAGCGCUCUGGAGACAGAAGGCACUGCAAGUGGUGCACAAAAUUCAAGCCUGAUCGGUGUCACCACUGCCGUGUGUGCAAGACCUGCAUCUUGAAAAUGGACCAUCACUGUCCCUGGAUCUACAACUGCGUUGGGUUUAAGAAUCACAAGUAUUUCUUUCUCCUGCUGUUUUACUCGGUCAUAGACCUGUGGCUGAUCGUCUGGACGAUGCUGCCGUCCGUGACGAGCUCGACUGAUUCAACUAUUCCCUUCUCUCAGAUGUUUUGCUUGCUGUUCGGCGAGACGCUCGCGAGCUUCUUGAGCGUCCUGCUCACUGGUUUCUUCUUCUUCCACGUCUACCUCAUGCAGAAGGCGAUGACGACGAUCGAGUUCUGCGAGAAGAACCUGAAGCGCACGGGUCACGACCCCAGCACUUACGACCGCGGCGUCAUCGGCAACGCGAAGGCGGUGCUCGGCGAUAACUACCUCACGUGGCUGGUGCCCUGGGACCCUCCGCCUGGACAAGGCCUGACUUUCCUCUCCGAAGAAACGAAGCUGAUUCCGGAUAUGGAGACGGGCUACGAGAGCUACCAGGGCAGGAGAGCGGGCUCGGCGAGGCUGGGGACCUCCCCGCCCAGCGUCAGCACGCCAGAUCGGGCUCC
Molecule: messenger RNA, 902 nt
Organism: Prorocentrum cordatum
Lineage: Eukaryota; Dinophyceae; Prorocentrales; Prorocentraceae
Source: the annotation of a GenBank genome assembly